CUCUCUAGGCAGGCUUCACACAUCACAUAUCCUCUUGGUACGAUAGUCUCGGCUCACACCAUCUGCACCCAGUUGUAGUUGAUAAUCACAUCAAUGGCCUCCACCAACAGCUGGACCCUCGAGCUCGAGUCGAAGGUGUCUGCGCCGCGCAAGUUCCGCGCCACCGUCAUGGACUGGCAUAAUCUGGCACCCAAGCUCGCCCCACACAUCGUCGACAGCGCCCACCAUGUUGAAGGAGAUGGCGGCAUUGGCAGCGUCAGGCACUACAAAUGUGGCUCGGCCGUGCCCUUCAACUCCAUGAAGAAGAAGGUUGAGUUUCUCGAUGUGGACAAAUGCGAGUGCAAAUACACCAUCGAGUGUGACGGCGUUGAGACGUCCACGUGGAACAUCAAGAUGAAGCCAACGGCUAACGGUGGGAGUGUGGCAAAGGUGGAAUGCACGUCCAAGGGCGCUGAGGCGAAGGACAUGAUGCUCAAGGCCAAGGACUCUGCCGCCGAAAUGUUCAAGACUGUUGAGGCUUAUCUCAUCGCCAACCCGGAUGCCUACAACUAAGUCAGUAAAGAGGGAUCAUACACGAUAAUGGUGUUUUCUCCCCAAUCGAAUAAAAUUGCUCCAACCUCUGGUAUGCUAGAGCAAGCUGGGUGUGAAAUUAUGAAGUUAAAUAAAAGGAAGCUGGGUGUGAA
Messenger RNA from Lolium rigidum, 683 nucleotides. RefSeq names its product pathogenesis-related protein 1-like. The record is from RefSeq and is a predicted model, not a curated record. NCBI's taxonomy places the organism in Eukaryota, Viridiplantae, Streptophyta, Magnoliopsida, Poales, Poaceae. Gene Ontology annotation, cellular component: cytoplasm; nucleus. Bases 94 to 552 code for a protein of 152 amino acids. The transcript has 2 exons. Gene Ontology annotation, molecular function: protein phosphatase inhibitor activity; abscisic acid binding; signaling receptor activity. Gene Ontology annotation, biological process: defense response; abscisic acid-activated signaling pathway.